CUGGACACAUCAUCCUCCCCUCAUCAUGCACCCACACACACCUCCUGACUUCUCCUUCUCAGAUCAGUCACCCACGGUGCAUCUCAAGCUGUUGCACCACUGAUGACACACACUCACUCCUACACGCACACACACACAUUCCACUGAGUGGCAUGUUUUUGUUGCGCAGCAACCUCAUCACGGACUCUUCUCGUCUCUCUCUUCUCUCUGGUCUGUCUUUGGGAAUGAAGACUUAGUUGAGGCAGGAAACUGAAGGGGACACCUGUAACUGACGAGAGGACUCGCUUCUCCUCGUUUGACUCUUCACUCCAAAACAAAAAGGCUGCAGUGGGAUCAGUGGAAUCAGAAGAAACAAGAGCAGAAAGUCCUCCCGUCACCCUGGGAUCUACGGAGACAAGCGGAGUGCCGGUGUCGGCCAUGAAGAUGGUUAACGGUGGAGGAGGAGGAAGAGGGGGAGGAGAGAAAACUGCCUUCUCCUUUAAGAAGUGUUCUGCUUUUCAGUUUGUCAAGAGAAAGGUACGGAGGUGGAUGAGGAACCCCAAAGUGAACGUGGAGAAAACCCAGGGGAAAAAUCUUCUCUAUCCAUGUCCAAGGUGUCCCCUGGCUGAGGACCUGUGGUACACACACUUCCCCUCGCCGUACGGCUGCUGCCACUACGCAGGCCUGCAGGGAUGCCAUUAUUACCACCAGGAGCUCUGCUCUCCCUGCACAAAAUCUGGACAACCCAGUGGACAUGAGAAAGGCAAAAGCUGCAAGGUGCAGAAAUGGAGGAUGCUGUCUCGCCAUCACAACGAGAAUGUAGGCAAACCGAAGGAGGCGGCAUCAGAUGUUCACAUGGACGGUUGUCAGUGCUGGGCGCUUCACACAUCGCCCCUUCUGGCCAGCCCAGUAAUCCUGGAGUGCUCCGUCUGCAGUGGACCCUACAUCAGCUAUGCCAUGGAGGAUAGCUGGCAGCCCCGUCAACGUACUCAGGCAAUGGACCUGGACUACCACAAUGAGUCAGAGCAGGACAGCUACUGUUGCCCUGGAGACAGCACUUUUAUGAAACAGAGAAAGAUGGGUCUGAACGACUUCAUUCAGAAGCUCUCCACCAACUCCUACGCCUGCAAGCAUCCUGAAGUGCAGUCGAUUCUGAACUUGACUCCUCCACAGGACCCUGAGCUCAUGAACUCAAACCCCUCUCCUCCUCCCAGUCCAUCCCAGCAGAUCAACCUCGGCCCGUCAUCCAAUCCUUCAGCCAAGCCCAGCGACUUUCACUUCCUCAAAGUGAUCGGCAAGGGCAGCUUUGGCAAGGUGCUGCUUGCUCGUCACCGCACAGAUGACCAGUUUUAUGCAGUCAAAGUUUUACAGAAGAAGGCCAUUCUCAAGAAAAAAGAGGAGAAGCACAUCAUGUCAGAGAGGAAUGUAUUGCUGAAGAAUGUCAAGCAUCCAUUCUUAGUGGGCCUGCAUUAUUCUUUCCAAACAGCAGACAAACUUUACUUCAUCUUGGACUACAUCAACGGAGGAGAGCUGUUCUACCACCUUCAGAGAGAGCGCUGCUUCCUGGAGCCCAGAGCCAGGUUUUAUGCGGCAGAGAUCGGGAGCGCACUGGGAUACCUGCACUCCCUCAACAUCGUCUACAGAGACCUGAAGCCGGAGAACAUCCUGCUGGACUCACAGGGCCACAUCAUCCUCACAGAUUUUGGCCUGUGCAAGGAGAAUAUCGAACCCAAUGGGACCACGUCGACAUUCUGCGGUACGCCAGAGUAUUUGGCUCCUGAGGUGCUACACAAGCAGCCAUACGACAGGACAGUAGACUGGUGGUGCUUAGGAGCUGUUCUUUAUGAGAUGCUGUAUGGCCUGCCGCCGUUCUACAGCCGAAACACAGCAGAAAUGUAUGACAACAUCCUGAACAAGCCACUGCAGCUGAAACCUAACAUCUCCAAUGCAGCCAGACACUUGUUGGAGGGUCUGCUACAAAAAGACCGUACCAAGAGGCUGGGCUGUACAGAGGACUUUAUCGAAAUCAAGAACCACAUAUUCUUCUCUCCUAUCAACUGGGAUGAGCUUAAUGCCAAGAAGAUAACACCUCCCUUCAACCCUAAUGUGACGGGACCUAAUGACCUGCGGCACUUUGAUCCGGAGUUCACGGACGAACCGGUUCCAAGCUCCAUCGGCUGCUCCCCAGACUGCGUCCUCGCCACUGCCAGCAUCAAAGAGGCAGCCGAGGCCUUCGAGGGCUUUUCUUAUGCCCCAUCCAUGGACUCCUACCUAUAGGAUUCAGGCACUCAGUGCGGACACUGGUUUUCACUCACUGGACAUAGAUUCACUGUGCCAUGUCGGUGGACUUGUGUCUUGAUCCCUUCCCAUCAGAUUGAUGGUUUACUCCCAAACCAGGCCCUGUGAGAGCCCAUCAACAGCAAGUGUACCUGUCAUCUUCUCUCCAACACUUGAGUGCAUUUCAGACACUUGCAAAGAGGGAAUGUCUGCUGUAAUUAAUAGGUUGGGAUUGUUUUCCUCCAUUCCUGAGUUCCCUUUGAGUCUUAAGUUCCCACACUUUACCUGCUAAUGGAAGAUUUUUGCACAGAGUUCAGGCAGCUGAACGGCUUCCUUUAUGUCCCAACUGACAAGCACACAACAAAACUUCCACCUUUUGUCAUAAGAUGAAGGCUGGGCAGUAAAACAGUAAAAAAACAAAACCAAACCUGGAAUAAAUUUCCAUUCCAUGUAGCGAAAACAUCUUCCCUCCACUACCCUAGGGGGAGCUACAUGCUUAGCUUGACCAGAGAUGUUAUACAUUUUUGGUGCUUUUGUUUGUUCUCUUGUACUUUUUUUUUAUUUAAAAAAGGGAGUCAGAAGAAGCUAAAUGUUACAGAGGGGGGCGUUUCAUUUCUCUUAGAGGUGCCUGCAUUUUCUCUCUCCAUCAGAAGUCAAGUCAUUUGGGUUUUUUUCUGUGUGGGCGCUGCAGUUUCAUCUACCUAAGGCAGGUGAACUGAGAUGAAUUAUCCCACUUUACUGUAUGUAUAUACAUAUAUAUAUAUAUAUAUAUAUUGUAAGCAUCUGAGGAUGUAGCACUAAGUUCGAACUUGUUUGAUGAAAGGACUCAAAUGAUGUUUCAUACCUUCAUUUGCACAUUACUGAUGGAGAGGUGAAAAGAGAGCACUGCUGCUGGGCUGAGAAUGAGCGGCAUGUGUCGAGGAGCAUUCUUCCCGUACUUUUAGCUUGCCAGCCACGUCCCCCCUCAUUUAGUCUUCCAAAUUGCCUCACACUGAUGUAACGACGGCCUGCAGACAGGCUCAUAAACAUUCAAACUGAACAUUCCACUUUAAUAUUGCUGUAAUGCAUUUUUGACGGUAUUUAAGUUUCUUGUAUAUUUGGAGUCAUGUGUACUAGUUUUAAUGUAUAUUGAACAAGAAAUUGACUAAAGGUAUGCUUUAAUAUGUAUAUGUAACUAUUCAUGUUUAAUGUACUGUAAAUUGUAAAAUUGUUUAUGUGACCAUGUUUGGUUUGCAAUAAAAGUUUAACUUUAUUACAUGUUC
Molecule: messenger RNA, 3518 nt
Organism: Xiphophorus maculatus (southern platyfish)
Lineage: Eukaryota; Metazoa; Chordata; Actinopteri; Cyprinodontiformes; Poeciliidae
Gene: sgk1
Product: serum/glucocorticoid regulated kinase 1
Exons: 14
Coding region: 418-2256 (612 amino acids)
Biological process (GO): protein phosphorylation
Molecular function (GO): protein serine/threonine kinase activity; ATP binding
Source: RefSeq, a predicted model, not a curated record